AUGUGGCGCGUCGCAGUCGCCGAAGCCGCGUGCCUCGUCGACGCCAAGACCAACAAGAGCUGGAUCGGCGCGUGGCUCCUCGAAGACCAGGCGCAGGGCGCAGUCGCCGCGUACGAAGCGGCGAUCGACGUCGUCUCACGCUUUGCGGACGCCAAGGAGGCGGCGGCGUUUAAGGCGAAAGUCAAGGGCUGGUUCCCCCAUGCGAUGGCGUCCUGGCCUGGCUUUUCGCUCAACCCGGGCGUUUGGGACCUGGACCGGCUCGAGACACGACAACAGCGGUUCGAUACGGCGUCGGAUGUGUUUGAGCGCGCGUUCUCACUGCAAGUGCGACGUGCGGGCUCGCACGUGGCAGCGCUGACGACGAAAGUGAUCAUUGGCGCGCCGCCCGGCUCGAACGCGUCGGCGUACGUUCUCAACGGUCUUCCGAGACGCUUUGACGCGCUGCUUGUCGAGUUGUAG
This is a messenger RNA of Saprolegnia parasitica CBS 223.65, 459 nucleotides long. RefSeq lists its product as hypothetical. The transcript has 2 exons. The coding region runs from base 1 to 459 and encodes 152 amino acids. The record is from RefSeq and is a predicted model, not a curated record. NCBI's taxonomy places the organism in Eukaryota, Oomycota, Saprolegniomycetes, Saprolegniales, Saprolegniaceae.